This is a messenger RNA of Dothidotthia symphoricarpi CBS 119687, 228 nucleotides long. RefSeq lists its product as uncharacterized. Bases 1 to 228 code for a protein of 75 amino acids. The transcript is spliced from 4 exons. The record is from RefSeq and is a predicted model, not a curated record. Lineage: Eukaryota; Fungi; Ascomycota; Dothideomycetes; Pleosporales; Dothidotthiaceae.
AUGGCAGGCCACAACCCGCCCAUGCUGCACAAAGAUCCCGCGAUCAUAAAAUGGAACAACAUGACGACGAACCGACACAAGUACUUCCGCUGGACGCGGCACACGGCCAUGAUCAACAUCAUGUAUGUGAUUGUUGUGCCUGCGUUGCUGGGGACUGCGGGGUAUAUGACGGAUGGCAAGUGGGAUAUGCGCGGGAAGAGGCGUGGGGAUUUGGUUUCUGAGUUUUAG